Dicentrarchus labrax (European seabass) is the source of this 3298-nucleotide messenger RNA. Its product is annotated as septin-5-like. Gene Ontology annotation, molecular function: GTP binding; molecular adaptor activity; GTPase activity. The transcript is spliced from 12 exons. The coding region runs from base 1067 to 2590 and encodes 507 amino acids. Gene Ontology annotation, cellular component: synaptic vesicle; septin complex; cell division site. Lineage: Eukaryota; Metazoa; Chordata; Actinopteri; Moronidae. Gene Ontology annotation, biological process: cytoskeleton-dependent cytokinesis; regulation of exocytosis. The record is from RefSeq and is a predicted model, not a curated record.
GUAGACGAGUCUUUAAUGAUAGCGUUUAGAUCUUGUGUGUGUGUGUGUGUUUGUGUUUAAGAGUUAAAUCUCCAAACCCCUCCACCCCCUUACCCUGUCAGAGCAUUAGAAGCUGGGUUAAGCCUGCUGCAAAGCUUUGUGGGUAAUGAGAGCUGACAGGUAGAGGGACGCCAGAUGAACCCAGAUCAGGCCAGCAGCACUGUGGGCUGUGUUGUCCUGCUGUCUUCAGACCAGGUCAACGGGACAAUGUGAGACUGGAGAAAAUGUGUAUCCUCCUCCAAAGCAGAUGUAGAGGCUCGCCUGUCCUAGCUGCUCAUGGUAGAGUCAAUCUGUGGGGGAAUUACCUGUGAGGUGACCAAAGCCACUAGUUAUUUGUACAUAAACUGAACACUGAAAGAGAGCUCCUUAUAAAACAAAGUAUAUAGUUAGUGUAUCCAGUUUGACCCUAGUGUUUACUAACCUCCGACUCCAGUCUGUCUGUUGUCUGUCUCCCCACCCUGCCUGGACAGAUGGAUGAAGGCCUCAGCAUUAAUGAGAUCACAGUUCAGGGCUAAUCAGUGGGGAAAGGGUGUAGUCAGCAACUACAACAAAAAGACAUAGAAGAGAGAGCAUGGCUCCGACUGAGGCCACCAGCAGCCAGGUACCGUUUCUCUGUAGUGACAUUCAUAGAUUAUACUCAGACAUUUGAGGGGAAAAGCACUCAAAGACAGAGUCAAACUGCAAAAACCUUGACUUAUUAGUGUCCUGCUUGGAAUAAUAGUCUAUUGUUACUGCAAUGAUUGAUACUGCUCAUAAAGGAAGAGACCUUGCCUAUUGGUUUCCUCUGAUUAACAGCAGAUUUUAAAGUUUCCGUGCUCUUGUUAGCUUUCUGUCUGUCCUUCAGUUUGGACUCCAUAUUUAAAAGUUAUCUACUUCUUGAUGGUUAGAGGAGCCCUCGACUGGAACAAUAGGUGGCGAACUGCAGCAGCAUUGUGUUUGUAGCUGAGCGCAGCCACUGCAGGGUUUGACAUUUCUUUAGCUUUCCAAUCCCUCUCCCUAAUCUCACCUGAGAUGAAAACUAACUUACAUGCCUUGCAGGUCAAUUCUCCUAUCGGUUAAAGCUUGUUCAUCUCCUGCUGUCAGUCCUCACAAAUUGUCCAGUCUGUCCAUCGAGGACCAGGAGGACACUCAGUUUCCUUUCGCCAUGAGGGAUCUGCCUCCCAUCUCUCAGCCUGACGAACAGCACCAGAGAGACCAGGCAGAGGGAACUGGGACAGCACCCAACGGGAGACUCCCCAGCCUUCCCCGGACCCCCUCUCUGCCCCGUCACUGCCCCCUUCCUGGCUCUCCAACAGUCCCUCCCAGACCAAAUCGUGUGAGACCGGGCGCAGUGUUUCAGCCCCAGCCGCUGAGGAGGCAGCUCGUCUCUCAGGUGUCUAUGGACUGUCCGUCUAGCCCGGUCUCGCGUCCACACAGCCCCUGGAGUCGCUUUGACCCCUACGACGCUCCAGAGGAUCAUGACAAGGAGUACGUGGGUUUUGCCACAUUGCCCAACCAGGUUCACAGAAAGACCGUGAAGAAAGGUUUCACAUUUACGCUUAUGGUGGCAGGGGAGUCUGGCCUCGGUAAAUCCACACUAAUCAACAGUUUGUUCCUCACGGACCUCUACAAAGACAGGAAGGUUCCUAAUGCGCAGGAGCGGAUCAAUCAAACAAUCGACAUUGUCAAACACACAGUUAGCAUUGAGGAGAAAGGAAUCAAACUGAGGCUCACCAUCAUAGACACACCAGGGUUUGGAGACGCCAUCAACAACACAGAAAGCUGGAAGCAAAUAGAAGACUACAUUGACCAGCAGUUUGAACAAUACUUCAGAGAUGAGAGCGGGUUGAACAGAAGGAACAUCCAGGACAACAGAGUCCACUGCUGCCUCUACUUCAUCUCUCCAUUUGGCCACGGUCUUCGGCCUCUGGAUGUGGAGUAUAUGAAGGCCCUGCACGAAAAAGUCAACAUAGUUCCCAUUUUGGCCAAAGCUGACAGCCUGACAAAAGCAGAGGUCUACAAAAAGAAGAUGAAGAUCAUAGAGGAGAUCAAGCAGUUUGGGAUCAACAUCUACCAGUUUCCUGACUGUGAUUCAGAUGAGGACGAAGACUUUAAGAGACAGGACCAGAUACUCAAGGACAGCAUCCCGUUUGCAGUAAUUGGGAGUAAUGUUCAGGUGGAGAGUGAAGGGCGCAAGUUCAGGGGUCGUGCUUAUCCCUGGGGUGUGGUAGGAGUGGAGGACCCCGCUCACUCCGACUUCCUGCUGCUGAGAAACAUGCUGGUGAGGACGCACAUGGAGGACCUAAAAGAAGUGACGCAGGACACGCACUAUGAAAACUACAGGGCCCAGUGCAUCCAGAACAUGACGCGCAUGGUGGUGCUGGAGAGGAAGCGCAGUUUGCGUGAGAAGCAUCGAGAGGUGAGCGAGGCAGAUUUUCCUCUGCCGCUGGCCGCCGUUGACACCGAGAGGGAUAGACUCAUCUUUGAGAAGGACGAAGAGCUGAGGAAGAUGCAGGAGGUGCUGGAGAGGAUUCAGGAGCAGAUGGAGCACAGCCAGAGAGGUGGCUGCUGAUCAUCUCCCAUAAUUCUCUGGGAGAGGAGACCAACAAGGAGCGCCCAGGAACACAGAGGAGGCUCUGUUUAUGUAAAAAAAAUAAAGGAAAUCAGCCAUAUUGCAUUCAGCCUUGUCUGAUCGCUGCUCCACAGGACAACUUAAAGUGAGCGAGGAUGGAAUCAUGGUUCUCAAAAGACACACGUUUCUGUGGAGCUACGCACAGAAAGGUUUUUUAAGUAAAUGUAGCUUGCCCGGGUUUGUAAAGGAGCAUCAAGCAUGGCAACUGGCUACUCCAACUCUUGUCUAAAGGAAAAAAAACAUUACACUCAAACUGCAUAUAAAAGACUUGUGCAUGUUUGCUUACAUACAACCAGGAGAAGCAUGUUCCAACCUUAAGCAGUCACAGGCUCAGUGUUGUGUUCAAGAGCACUUCAGUAGGUCACACUGGCUCACAGCUGGAUCGAGUUGCUCUGCUGCUACAAUUAACUACUUUUAAUCCUUUGGUUUUGUUGAUGUGUUCCAGGACGUCUCCUUGAUUAGUAACCUGCGUAGUGAUGUAACACUGCCAUCUAGGGGUCACUUAGUGAUGUUGAUGUUGGUUUUUAAACAUUUAAACUACAUUUUCAUAUUUCCUGUUUACACAUUUUAUGUUUUAUUACUUGUGUGUCACUUUUUUUGUAUUUUUAAUCUCUAAUUUUGCUGUUUCGUAAGGACAAUAAAGUCAAA